AAGUCCUGGGUGGUACGAGACAUUAACGCGCCUGGCUGCUAACUGAAGGGCUGGAGGUUCCAGUCCACCCAGAGGUGUCUUGGAAGAAAGGCCUGGUGAUCUGCUUCCGAAAAACAGCCACUGAAAACCCUGUGGGGCACAGUUCUACCCUGACACACACGGGGUCGCCGUGAGUCGGGGCUGACUUGCAGCGACGGGUCCCCUACCGAGGUUUAAUGUGUAGGUCCUCGUUUACUUUGUGAAAUGGGAGUGGAGCAACUGCCGUGGUCCAAGCAGCGUAUUGUAUUCCUAAGAAGGAGAAAGUGGCAAUCAAACGGAUAAACCUUGAGAAAUGUCAGACUAGCAUGGAUGAACUCCUGAAGGAAAUUCAAGCCAUGAGUCAGUGCAAUCACCCCAAUAUCGUGUCUUACUAUACAUCUUUCGUGGUAAAAGAUGAGCUCUGGCUAGUCAUGAAGCUGCUGAGUGGAGGGUCUGUUCUGGACAUUAUUAAGCACAUUGUGGCAAAGGGAGAACACAAAAGUGGAGUCCUGGAUGAGCCCACCAUUGCCACCAUCCUCAAGGAAGUGCUGGAAGGCUUGGAGUACCUGCAUAAGAACGGACAGAUUCACAGAGAUGUGAAAGCUGGAAAUAUUCUUCUUGGAGAAGAUGGCUCAGUACAAAUUGCAGACUUCGGGGUUAGUGCAUUUUUAGCAACUGGCGGUGAUAUUACACGAAAUAAAGUGAGAAAGACCUUUGUGGGCACCCCUUGCUGGAUGGCACCUGAAGUGAUGGAACAGGUCCGAGGCUAUGAUUUCAAAGCUGACAUCUGGAGUUUCGGGAUCACGGCCAUUGAACUGGCCACCGGGGCAGCUCCUUAUCACAAGUACCCACCAAUGAAGGUUUUAAUGCUGACACUGCAGAAUGACCCACCUUCUUUGGAAACUGGUGUCCAAGAUAAAGAAAUGCUGAAAAAAUACGGGAAGUCGUUUAGAAAAAUGAUUUCAUCGUGUCUUCAAAAAGAUCCAGAAAAAAGACCAACAGCAGCAGAACUGUUGAGAAACAAAUUUUUCCAGAAAGCAAAGAAUAAAGAAUUUCUUCAAGAAAAAAUACUACAGAAAGCACCAACCAUUUCUGAAAGAGCUAAAAAGGUUCGGAGAGUACCGGGUUCCAGUGGCCGUCUUCAUAAAACAGAGGAUGGUGGCUGGGAGUGGAGUGAUGAUGAAUUUGAUGAAGAAAGUGAGGAAGGGAAAGCAGCAAUUUCACAACUCAGGUCGCCUCGAGUGAAAGAACCAUUAAAUUCUGAGCUCUUCCCAGCAGCUGACCCUGUGAGUACUUUGCUCCAAGUCCCAGAACAGAUUUCUGCUCAUCUACCUCAGCCAGCUGGCCAGGCCCCUGCACAGCCGACUCAGGUCUCUCUCCCACCGCCCGCAGAGCCAGCACAAACAGCUCAGGCUCUGUCUUCAGGAGCAGGUUCACAAGAGACCAAGAUCCCAAUCAGUCUAGUACUAAGAUUAAGGAAUUCAAAAAAAGAACUAAACGAUAUCCGAUUCGAAUUCACUCCUGGGAGAGAUACAGCGGAGGGUGUCUCUCAGGAGCUCAUUUCUGCUGGCCUGGUCGACGGAAGGGAUUUAGUAAUAGUGGCAGCUAAUUUGCAGAAAAUUGUGGAAGAGCCUCAGUCAAAUCGAUCUGUCACUUUCAAACUGGCAUCUGGUGUAGAAGGCUCGGAUAUCCCUGAUGAUGGUAAACUAAUAGGAUUUGCCCAGCUCAGCAUCAGCUAAACCACAGCCCAGAAGAGGCGGCGGCCCGAGGAGAUCCCACACAUGCGUAUCUCUGUUGCUCCUGUUGGCCUAAGCCCCCUACUGCCAAAGAACCCAGCAGCAAACCUCCCUGGCUAGGAGCUUUAGAGGUCUUGUUAUGUUCUUUCUGCCAUCACCCCCCUUUUCCCCACAGAGAAAGAAAAGUUGGAUCACUACUGGCCAGCAUCCCCCUAACGGGUUGCGUUAGUAAACUUGCCGCACGUGUCCCCUCUCUUCCUCCAUUUGAGGUGUGCCCGGGAGCCUCUAGACCCAGGAAGGAGAUCUGUCAGCUCAUUCUUGCCUUACUGCAGUGACAGCCCUGGGUGGGAAGUAGCAGCUGUUUUCUGGUCCUCUUCCUGCCCGUUUGCCCAUCCCUGUCGGCUUGGGCAUCUUGGACUGUCUCCUUACCACGGAAGGAGCGGUUAAAAGUUGGCUGAUCAGCUGGAACCCAGAGAAUUCCAUUUCGUGUUAUUUUCUUUGUACCUUUGUUAGGAAGAAGCACAGCCUCAGAUGGAGGCAGCCUAAACUGUUGUUGUUUUGUUCAUGAUGUUCUAAGCACCCUGUUCUUCAUUGCUCCCUCCAGAAAGGGGUGCUAGCCUUAACUUCAGCUGGUGCAAAACAUCUGACUGUCGUCCACCUUCAGCCGUCAGACCCCUCAGAAUGGAACUUUGGACUGUUUUUAGAGAAAACAUCAAGCCAUGGCUUGCAAAAGUGAGCUGGUUUUUGAACAGGAAAAAUCAUAACUUAUCAUUGGAGAAGUAUUUAUUUUCAACUCUCUGAAGAUGAAAUUUGAAGAAAAGCUGCUCCUCGACUCCCGUGUAAAUCGGUCUGCCUGAGCCCAAGUCCGAGUCAAGAGGAAGUGGGUGUACGGAGCUGAGAUCCCACAGCAAUAUGGGAGGCGGCUGCCAGAGACGCCUGCCCCUGCCCUCCCCCGCACUGACCCUGCGGAGGGGCCGCACCUCGUGGGCUGAACCUGGCUCCAGAUGGCACCUCGUGGGCUGAACCUGGCUCCGGAUGGCACCUCGUGGGCUGAACCUGGCUCCGGAUGGCACCUCGUGGGCUGAACCUGGCUCCGGAUGGCACCUCGUGGGCUGAACCUGGCUCCGGAUGGCACCUCGUGGGCUGAACCUGGCUCCGGAUGGCACCUCGUGGGCUGAACCUGGCUCCGGAUGGCACCUCGUGGGCUGAACCUGGCUCCGGAAGGCACCUCGUGGGCUGAACCUGGCUCCGGAUGGCACCUCGUGGGCUGAACCUGGCUCCGGAUGGCACCUCGUGGGCUGAACCUGGCUCCGGAUGGCACCUCGUGGGCUGAACCUGGCUCCGGAUGGCACCUCGUGGGCUGAACCUGGCUCCGGAUGGCACCUCGUGGGCUGAACCUGGCUCCGGAUGGCACCUCGUGGGCUGAACCUGGCUCCAGAUGGCAAGGGAAACCACAUGUGCCGCGACCUUGAGGGUUUAUGAGCAGACAGUGUUCACUUGAUUUUCUACAGAAAUAAUAUAAAUUAUUCUUUAGGUUUAAAUAAGAGCACUCAUAAUGCAAUAUGUGAAUAAUCAGUGGGGUUGAUUCUGGUUUGGUUUUGGUUUUUGUCCCUACUGUUUCACGGUCAGCCUUUGUCUAUCUGCUAAUUGCUCUACGAAGUUUUAUAUACGAGCAGGAUGGAUACUUAAUCUGGCCUUAAAGACACAUGAAGAUGGGUUUUGGCCCCAUGGCAAGGGGAGAGUUGCCUCUCACAGAGUCACUCAAGCCCUUUCUGGUGUUGCCGAUCUGAAGAGAAGACCGCUUUAGCUAGUUUUAUCUUGGAGCAUCUCUGAAAGCUCACCCCACAGUUGAUUGGAAUGCCAUUUGUUUCAUUCUGAGCCUGUAGUUCUAGUCCUGGGCUGUCUUCAUUGGCUCCAGGUGUGCAGAGGCACUUUGAGAAGGGGAUGGGUGUUGGGGAGGAAGAAAGUAGGGGUCGACUUGGGGUGGGGGGCGGUGGGUGUUGGGGAGGAAGAGAGAGAGGGGUUGGGUUUGGAAUGACAGGUGGGGAGGAAAGUAGAUUAGAAAGCUAGGCACAAGAGCCUAAGGUCCCAGCAGGACGGAUGAAGGGCAAGAAUCUGCUCCUCUGGGAGAGAGAAGGAGACUGAUAGUUUGCUGGAAGGAUACUUAGCUUUCAUUUGCAUUGUCUUUGUGGGGGCGCUGGGGAGGGGACAGGGAGGUGAGUUGGGAGUGAGGUAUGGAACAGAGAUGCUGUCCUCUUUGGCUUAACCUUGGCUUCAGACAAACCCGUCCUAACCUGCUUACUUACGGAUCCAAGGCUGGCUGACAUCAUUCUGGUCUAGCUUUCUGCGUGGAGGUAGGCUGGUGCCCAGGCUGGCAGUGAGCAGCGAGCUGACCGUGCUUACCUUCUCCAGCCUUGGCCUUUACCUCUGAACUGCACUGGGCAGGCACAAUAGUAGAACUAGGCUGGGCCUUCUUUCUCUUCGCAGUUCGUUGUUUGCCCUGCUGGGAAUUAGGAGCAGCACCAGGCCCCAGGACAUGUUAACUUCUUCUGCAUGAUGUGUGGUAGACUCCCUUUGCUGGCUUGUGCAGUGGUGCUGAGAAAAUAAGUGAACAGAAACUGCCCAGGUGGGUUAGCAGGUGAUGUCACGAGGAGCAUGGCCCAGCGUGCACAUGUCUUUAGGGCCCUGGGACCCUCUGGCCCCUAGGGUAGGGACUAACUGUAGUACAGGUAACAUGUGCCAAUGCAGUUUGUGAAAUACGUGGUCUUUCUAAAUGACUAAUGGAUUUGUUUGGGUUUUUUUUGCUUACGUUCUGACCCAAACUCUAGAGCCCGUAGUAUUUAAUCAUCUGGAGGAUAAAAUGAUGGUGUCAAUAAAUGGGAGGUCCUCCUUACGACGUAUGCUAGAUUAUGAAAGAUGUAAAAUUUUCAACUUUUUUUUUCUUCUUUUUUUGGACUUUGUAUUUUACCGCAUGUUUCCUUCAUUUUUAAUCAAUAAAGAGUAAAUUGUC
Messenger RNA from Loxodonta africana (African savanna elephant), 4764 nucleotides. It is a transcript of the gene OXSR1, whose product is annotated as oxidative stress responsive kinase 1. Bases 345 to 1757 code for a protein of 470 amino acids. Gene Ontology annotation, cellular component: cytoplasm. Gene Ontology annotation, molecular function: protein serine/threonine kinase activity; ATP binding. The record is from RefSeq and is a predicted model, not a curated record. Lineage: Eukaryota; Metazoa; Chordata; Mammalia; Proboscidea; Elephantidae. The transcript is spliced from 18 exons. Gene Ontology annotation, biological process: protein phosphorylation.